Molecule: messenger RNA, 1144 nt
Organism: Xyrauchen texanus (razorback sucker)
Lineage: Eukaryota; Metazoa; Chordata; Actinopteri; Cypriniformes; Catostomidae
Exons: 7
Coding region: 1-1119 (372 amino acids)
Source: RefSeq, a predicted model, not a curated record
AUGCAAUGUGUCAUGAUGUGGGUCAGGGCGGUUUGGAAAGAGCCAAAUGGAGAGGAGGAGGGAGUCAUCCCAGAGGUUUGGGUGAAGGACAACAUGCGGCCCCACACUCCCAGCCACAGCACUUCACGCGAGAGGUCCCACACUCCAUGCCAGGUGCCCCACACUCCGACCCACAGCACCCCACGCAAGCAGUUCCACACUCCACGCCAGUGGUCCCACACGCCACACCACACCACUUCACGCCACCGGUCCCGAUCUCAGACCCACAGCACCCCACGCAAGCAGUUCCACACUCCACGCCAGCGGUCCCACACGCCACACCACACCACUUCACGCCACCGGUCCCGAUCUCCGACCCACAGCACCCCACGCAAGCAGUUCCACACUCCACGCCAGCGGUCCCACACGCCACACCACACCACUUCACACCACCGGUCCCGAUCUCCAACCCACAGCACCCCACGCCAGCAGUUCCACACUCCAAGCCAGCGGUCUCACACGCCACGCCACAGCUCUUCACGCCCACGGGACAGCGCUCCACAUCAGCGCUCCCGCUCUCCUUAUGAGUGCUCCCAAAGACCAGGUUGGGGGAACCAGCACAGAGAGGGCGGAGAGCUAUUCCCAUUAGAUAAUAGAAAAUUCCAAAGGCGGGUCCUCUAUCUUCUGUCUGAUAUUCGGUCUAAGCUGUCAGAGGUGGGCCAAAACCGUGAGCCCCCAGAGUCUCAGUUCCACCUUGAGAAGAUGAACGCCAGGCGUGAGCUGAAAAAUCUGGAAGGGCAACUGGCCGAUGAAGAAAAGUGGAAUGUGAUGGUGUCUCGGUUAGUCAGGAUAGGAGGUGCAAACCUUGAGGACUGUGUAAAAAAUGUGAUGAAAAGAGUUCUUACAAACAGAUUGAUGGCAACAAUGAAUAUGGAUGGCUCAGGGGUGAAGAAGGCCUUUGGAAAAACACGGCUAUGCCGUGUUAUAAUAGGUGCUGUACAGCAGUCCAAACCUUCAGCGUCAGAGGCUGAAAUAAAAAAAUACAUGGGGAGCUAUCUCCGGUCUGCUCCCGAUAGAUGCGGGGGUAUGGGACGACAAAAGGGGACAUCUGCAAUUGAUGUGUGUUCAGAUUCUGAAUAAGUAGGCCUAUAACCUAUUGUUUAGC